UCGUCGUCAUGGUGACAAACAGACGCUCAAACUCUACCUGAAGCAGAGUUUCAGUUUAAAGGCCUUAAAUACUCAGUAUUAAUAUUUAACGGUGUUAGAGAGACGAACAGGGAGGAAAUAAGACAUUUGAGGGACAUUUAAACCCUCACCGGUCCGGUUUAACCGGGUUUAACCGGGUUCUACCCUCCACCUGCCUCUUCUUCCACCUGUGAGCACGUCUCGCGGUAUUAGAAAAAACUACCGAGCAGAGCUAGCUUCAGCAGCAGCUAACGUUAGCAUGAGUGAGAGCAGAGCGGUGCCGAGCGGGAAGGUUUACCAACAGCUGUUUGGUGCUCAGGUUCAGCUGUCCAGGUCUCUGCUGGCAGGGCGGAGAGACACAAGGACAGACUGUCUGUCUGCUGAGGACAGCAACACACACUGCAGCACAACCAGCAGCAGGGGGCAGCAGCUGGAUGAUGCUGAUGAAGUGGAUGAUGUUUGCAGACUUCCUGACUCUAUGGCGGUCUCCCGUCCGAGCUCUGACUUCCUCGAACGACUGGCCGAGAAAAAAAGCAGAAAACACAAAGAAGCUCUGACACAGCUGGACAAAGAGCUUAGUGAAAUCACUCAGGUGUAUGAGACUCGGGUGAGGGCUGUGAGCGAGGAGCUGCGGUCCUCUCUGCAGAAUGUAGACUUGUUUUUGAACAACCUGAAGGACAGAAUGAAAAACCUGGAGCACCUGGAGAACGUCACUCUGCAGGAUGUGUGUAGUCUCUGGGAGGAGGUGGAGGAGGCGGUGAAGAUAAAGAAGACCAGAAUCAUGGAGCUGAACCAGAAACUGACGGAAGCCGAGAGCAAACGAACCGACCAGAUCCGAGUUGUGCUCAGGAAAUACUGCCCCCUGCUGGAGAAGAUAAGCUACCUGCCGCCUUUUGAUGUCCACAGACUCAUCCACAAUGAGGCCACUAUGUUGAACCAGUCUCUGUUGGCGAACCGUCGAAGCGUGGCGCGUCUGCUGCUGCUCCUCCAAGAGCAGAACCUGCAGCAGGAGGCGCUCCUCCGCCUGCACUGGGAGGACUGUCUGAGCCGCUGGAGGAGCGCCAGAGUCAGAGAGAUUACAGACUGCUACAGAGAACUCUGCAGCAGUGAUGAGGACCAGGAGCAGGUCUUAGUUCAGAAGGCCGCUCAGAAGAUGAAACAAACUCAACAAGAACUGAUGGAAAAACGCCGGGACAUCGUCAGCAACAUGUGCUCUCUGGUCCCGCCCCUCUGCUCCGUUUCUCUGGUCUCUGAUUGGUUCAACCAACUCAUGGCUGUCAAUGAACAGAUAGACAGUGUUCACGCUGACCACCUCAAUCAGCUGUGUGGUUGUUAUGAGCAGAGGUGGCAGGAUCGACUGACGGAGGUGGAGCGCUGUAAGGAGGCGCUCUCAGCUCUGCAGCUCCCUGAGGACGAAGUGAAGUAUGUCGUCGGCUCCAAGCUGCUGCCUCUGACUGGUCAAAGCCAGAAUCUAGUAGAAGAGAGAUUGGCUGGUUUUAACGUGUGCUGUGAGUCUCUGGCCUGCCGCGCUGUCAGCCUCAGCAGGUGUGUAUUCAACCUGAUUCGAGGAGCAGCGCUGCUCUGGGAGACACACAACCGCAGGUUAAAGAUGAGAGAAGAAGAACUACAACAACAAAUGGAUGACCUCAGAGGCUCACAGCAGCAUCACAUACAGAGGAAGAAGGUGUCUCUGGAUGUCCUGCUGGGUGCACUCCGGCAGGAGGGCAGUGAGAGCGCUCUGAAGACGUCUCUGGACAAAGCUGUCGUGUUCCUGCAGGAGGUCCAACAGAGCUGCAGACAGCAAGUCUCAGAUCAGUGUCAGCUGUUGGAUCGUCUCCCGUCCCUCCUCCUGGAAGAGCUCCUCUCCUACAGCAGCAGCCUCAGCUCGUUCUUCCGCCUCAACCACACCUACAGACCGAGUCCAGAGGAUCUGCAGAAACUCCACCCAUCACUGAGCUCCACCUCAGACCAGCUUAACAGUGGAGGUGCUGAAACAGAGAAACCAGAGGAGAUGACGGAGAAUCAUCCAAUCAGCUGUCAGACUGACACAGACCUCGCCCAGCCCUCUGAUGAUUGGCUGACUGAGGCGGAGUCCUCCCUGAAGGACCUCUGUGACAUCCGCAGUGAUGUCACAUUCACCUCAUCCAGUGGUGUGGCUUAUACCGGACCCGCCUUCUCAUGCCCAGCUCCUGACUUGCCGGACGACCAGCAACAGGAAACACACCUUACCCUAUUUCCUGUAGAGCUGCUCACACACAAACUCAUCAGUGUGCGGACUCUCUUCCUGGAGAACCUGGAGCAGCACUUCCGUGAUGUCCUCAGCGCGGCUGUCAUCAUGGUGACUCACAGGGAGGAGGUGCUGCAUUCAGAGGAGGAGCUCCACCUGAAGCAGCUGAACCACCAACACAUCCAGACCCAUAUAUACGAACCCCGCCUUGCUGAGCUGCAGCUCCACAAACAGCGUGUUGAUGCUCACUUUGACGGGGUGUCUGACGUCUUGGCUUCCUGUAAGCUGGAGCUAAAGGACCUGCAAACUUCCAUCAAGGAGAAGAACGAGAAGUUCUCCGCCACGGUGUCCAACAUGGACGACAACAUCAUGACAGCCGACAACAGCCAGCGUCUGGAGGCUGUGAGCUCCGCCUUGCAGGACUGUCUAGACAAACAUAUCAGAGACACGCAGGACUGUCAGACCUCCUUCAGACAGACUGUUCAGAUCAGACUGGAGGAGGUCAGACACAGAACAGCACAGCUCCUCAUGUCCUUCAGGUUGUUCAGUGAAGGAGGAGAUUUCUCCCCUCAGGAGGUGAAGAUGUUUCAGAGGAAAGUGAAGGAGAAGACCAAACAGAUCCGUGUGGCAGAAAAGUCCAUUUACUCUGAGCUGGAGGGGUUUGAGUCCAAGAGUUUGCUGCAGGUGAAGGAGGUGUCUGGUCGUUUUGAGGAGACCCUCUCGGUCCUGAAGACUGAGGUGAUGUUCACGGAGAAGAUCAAGAAGAUUAUCAGCAGCACACGAGUCAGCAUCAAGGCAGAGGCAGCCAGCAGUAACCAGCAGCAGGACGCUCUCAGCAGCAGGUUGGAGGAUCUGAGGAGGCUGAUGGAGGACACACAGGUGUCUCCAGAUCAGGUGUCCUCUUUCCUGUCAUCGGUCAGUGAUGAUUUCAAGAAGCGAUCUCAGUACCUGGAAUUUUCAUGGGUCCACACCUUGCAGGAGAGUCUGUCACCUCGUCCCAAGUCCAGGAAGAAGGUCCGGUCAGCCCCGCCUCCUGGUUUACUGCAGCCGAGCAGGAAAGGUGUUUACAUCCUCAAUGACCCUGUGGUGGGAGUCAUCAAAUUCCUCAACAGGUUCAGUAUGAUCCAGGAGGAUGGGACAGAAGAAGUAGAGAAGGAAGAGAGAGGAAGAACAGCUUCUGGUCAGAGUUCAGUCCGGCGUCUUCAGCAGAGAUGUACCAGCUCAGUUAGCAACCUCAGUGUUGGCCGAGGCUCCAAGUCCAUCAGGUCCGACAGAAGGCUCCAGGUUUUUGGACCCAAACCAGAUCCAGAACAGACUUCACACUCGCUCAGCUCUGCAGUUAACGGCGUGUUAUGGAAAGCCAAUGAUGUCAUCCUGCCGGUUGCCGAGGACUUCUACCUGAGCAAGCGGGGCAGCAGGUUCCUCCUGGUUCCUGAUAGUUUGAACCAAUGGGCUGAGAGCAUGCAGCAGAGGCUUCUGGGAUACCAGGACCAGGCCAGGAAGCUUCUGAGCACGAGCAGAGACGAACUCAUGAUCCAGCUGUCCUUCUUGGCCGAGCUGCUCAAAUUGUUACCCAAAGUCCUGAUCACCAACCAUGAGCGACAGCAGGUGGCGAAGCUAAGAGAGGAGGUGGGCGGAGUCCGAAUGAAGCUGGAGGACACACUGACAGCCGGCGAGAAGGAGAAGGGUGAAAACGUCCGUCAGCUGAGAGCUUCUCUGAGAGACGACGAGCUUCAGACGACGAGCGGCGGAGAGGAACUCAGACAGCAGCAGCUACACAGCGCCAUCUGUUCAACACACCUGGAACUACAGGAGUGUGUGAGAGUCAGGGGGGAGGAGUUUGUGACAUCACUGGCCUCUCUAACGGAGAAGCUGCUCCAUCAGCUGGAUGACCUGCUCACAGCCUCAGACACAGAGGCUCAGGCGUCACAGCAGCACCCGGAGGAAAGCUCUCUGACCACGGAGACCGGGGAGGAACCAGGACCCAAACUCUGCACGGUCAGCAGGACCUUCUCUGGUAUCCCGUACCCGAUGCCUCCUGCUGACCUGCCACCCGGUGUUACCAUAGCAACAACAGCAUCCAUCACCACCACCAGGUGCAGCUCGGUGCACGAGGCCGUCAUUGAGCUGAGAGAUGCUGCUGUGAAGAGGUUCGAGCAGCUGUUGCGGUCCGAGUCAUCACGUUCAGACGACGACAAAGGAAGACGACUGAGUGAGCUGCAGAGCUGGAGACAGCAAACACCAACCUAACACACACACUCUGAUACGUCAGAGGCUCCAAGUCCAUCAGGUCUGGUUGUCCACUGUGAUGUCAUCACCUUCUGAUGUUUGAUAAUAAACCAGAGAAGAAGAACA
Molecule: messenger RNA, 4600 nt
Organism: Notolabrus celidotus (New Zealand spotty)
Lineage: Eukaryota; Metazoa; Chordata; Actinopteri; Labriformes; Labridae
Gene: ccdc180
Product: coiled-coil domain containing 180
Exons: 37
Coding region: 278-4495 (1405 amino acids)
Source: RefSeq, a predicted model, not a curated record